Syngnathoides biaculeatus (alligator pipefish) is the source of this 1091-nucleotide messenger RNA. RefSeq names its product proline rich 13 (gene prr13). The transcript has 4 exons. The record is from RefSeq and is a predicted model, not a curated record. The coding region runs from base 182 to 736 and encodes 184 amino acids. NCBI's taxonomy places the organism in Eukaryota, Metazoa, Chordata, Actinopteri, Syngnathiformes, Syngnathidae.
UUUAUUUCCGUGACGUGUUCAUGUCACGCAAAUUGCGUGGGCGUGUCGAGGCUGGGCGCGGCUCGCCAUGCGCUGCGCAAAUUGCGCAUGUUUGUUUCUUUCCUGUUGCUGCUCCCGAAUACGGAAGACAAAACAAUUUGAGGGCAGAUUGAGAACUUUCUAUAACACCUGAAGUGUAAGAAUGUGGCCAAAUCAAGGUCCACCCAACCCAGCCUUCCCCCCUGGUUACAACCCCGCAUUUCCCUCCAUCCCCCCCGCAGGUGCUUUCCCCCAGCCCCCACGCCAACAGUACCCGCCCGUCCAGUACCCAGCAGGCGUCAAUCCAGCAAUGAUACCCAACAUAUUACCGCCAACCGCCCCGUCCCACGCCACGGUUCGGGGACCGCACUCCUACCCCUUGGCACCCGGCGGGUAUCCGGUAGCCCUCGGCGGAGUUGUCCACCCUGGUGCGUACCCGCACUCCCCGAAAGGCCACCACCACAAAAAAAAGGACCACCACAAAAACAAGGCCCAUCACUACCAUGGGGGGGUCAACCCCAUCAAUCCCUUGAGCGGGGCACUAGGUGGGGGCCUCGCUGGCAUGGCCAUGGGAAUGGUGGGACAUAAACACCACAAGAAGUUGAAGAAGGGGAAGAAGCUGAAGGGGCACAAGAUGCACGGCCAUCACCAUCAUGGCGGCAAGUCCUCCAGUAGCAGCAGCAGCAGUAGUAGCAGCAGCAGCAGCGACUCUGACUGAUGGCAUCAUCCAAUGUGUAUGCCACGAUACAAUGAUCACAUGACUACUUGCUAAAACAUAUUGCUGUGUAUCAAUAGACACUGAAUGGAUUUUCUGGGUCGAUACUGCUCUUCAAGACUAUAUAUAAAGGGGAAAACUGGUAAAAGGUAUUAUUAGGGAAUACUUCAACACACUUCAUGUAAAUGACACACGGCACUAUUCUACAGGCUGCGUUUUGUAUCAUUGUAGAAAUUCUCUCUGGGCAUGUCACCGAUAAUAUGUUGUUGUCAUAUCACUGUUGGGGAAACUAAUCCAUGAAAAUAACCUAUAGAGAUUUGCUAUCAUAAAUAUAUAUAUAAAAACUGCAUCAACGAUC